Botrytis porri is the source of this 273-nucleotide messenger RNA. RefSeq lists its product as uncharacterized. The transcript has a single exon. The record is from RefSeq and is a predicted model, not a curated record. NCBI's taxonomy places the organism in Eukaryota, Fungi, Ascomycota, Leotiomycetes, Helotiales, Sclerotiniaceae. The coding region runs from base 1 to 273 and encodes 90 amino acids.
AUGCAUUUCACACGUCUUGCCAUCCCCACGCUGGCCUCCUUGGUUGCUGUGCAAGCACAUCCAGGACAUGACAUUAAGGAAGAAAUCGCUCAUAUUGCACGAGCUCAUGAAUUCCGCAAGAGAGAAAUCAGUAGCUGCUACUCCAAACUCAAGGCUCGAGGUCAUUACCAACGCACCACCGAUAGAAGACACGAGAUUCUCCAGAACGAGCGAGCUAAGCGUGGUCUCCCUAUUGGUAACUUCCCAUUCACUCACUCAUUCUCUACCCCCUAG